CUUGCUCCUCGCCCCUUCGCAACUAAACGACGUUACAUUAACCUUCUUCAAUUGUUCAUUUACACUCGAAUAAUGUUCGCCGCUCGGUAAUAGUUGGAUGUGCGGUGUCACGCGGCUAAUUUACGAACUUUUGCCGUCGUCAUAUUGUCAUCCAUCCAGCUUGUCGUGGCAGUCAUGCUCCGACUGAGGACGGCCCUCAAACGGCCCUUGAGCAUCCUCGGCUUGUAUACAUCAACAGACCCCACCGUCUUGCGUCACGGUGUGGCCUGUGGGAGGAGGCUCCACGACGAGGGCAACGUCACCAAGAAGUCCCCGCCGACGGCAGUGCCAGAAAGGCUGCCUUUUUCCACAGUGACCCAGGAGGACUUGGACUUCUUUCAGAGGAUUCUGCCCGGCAGAACCAUUACUGACCCUGACCUGUUGGAGUCGUGUAAUGUGGACUGGCUCAAAUCUGUCAGAGGUUCCAGUGAGGUGUUGCUGAGACCUCAGACAACACAGGAAGUCUCUCAUAUUCUCAGCUACUGUAACGGCCGUAACCUGGCGGUGAACACACAAGGCGGCAACACCGGGCUGGUCGGCGGCAGCGUUCCCGUGUACGACGAGAUCGUCCUCUCCACCGCUCUCAUGAACAACGUCCUGAGCUUUGACAGCGUUUCCGGGGUCCUGACCUGCCAGGCGGGUUGUGUCCUGGAGCACUUGUCCGUCUACCUGGAGCAGCAGGACCACAUUAUGCCCCUGGACCUGGGCGCCAAGGGCAGCUGCCACAUCGGGGGCAACGUGGCCACCAACGCGGGGGGUUUGCGGCUGCUGCGGUACGGCUCCCUGCACGGCAACGUUCUGGGCGUGGAAGCGGUGUUGGCCGACGGUCAGGUGCUGGACUGCUUGUCCACCCUGAGGAAGGACAACACGGGCUACGACCUCAAGCAGCUCUUCAUCGGCUCCGAAGGCACGCUGGGCGUCAUCACCGCCGUGUCCGUCCUUUGUCCUCGCAAGCCCAAAUCUGUCCAUGUUAUGUUCCUGGGUUGUGAAACAUUUGAACAGCUUCUGAAAACCUUUCGGCUGUGCAAAGGCAUGCUGGGAGAAAUCCUGUCGGCCUUUGAGUUCCUGGACAGCGAAUGCAUGCGGCUGCUAAGCACUCACCUCAAGCUGGACAACCCCAUCUGUGAUUGUCCCUUCUACGUGGUGAUAGAAACGUCGGGCUCGGACCCGCGACACGACGAGGAGAAGCUCCACAACUUCUUGGAGGAGGCCAUGACAUCAUCGCUGGUCACCGACGGGACGCUGGCGACGGAAGAGUCCAAAACUAAGGCUCUGUGGUCGCUGCGCGAGCGCGUCCCCGAGGCGCUGACGCACGAUGGCUUCAACUUCAAGUACGACGUGUCGCUCCCCGUGGAGACCAUCUACCAGCUGGUGACCGACAUGAGGGCCCGCCUUGGGGGCCGGGCCAAGAGCGUGAUAGGAUACGGACACGUGGGAGACGGGAACCUCCACCUGAACAUCACUUCUCCCACCAGAGACGCCGCUCUGCUGGCCGCCAUCGAGCCGUUCGUGUACGAUUGGACGUGCGCCCGGCGAGGCAGCGUGAGCGCCGAACACGGACUGGGACUCAAGAAGAGGAACUACAUCUACUACAGCAAGCCCGCCCGCGCGGUGGCGGUCAUGGCGGGCAUCAAGGGCAUGCUGGACCCUCGCGGCAUCCUCAACCCGUACAAGACUUUACCGGACAGAUUGCAGUGAUUGCAGCGCUGCACUUUGAGAGAACUCCUUCAAAGCAAGCCAAGUGUUUGAAAUAGGGAGCUGAUUAUUCCUGGAAAAGCAUUCUUCUUUGCCCUCUACUGCGGCAUCGGCCCUGGUGACGGUGCGCGCCGUGUAAAACGACGUAAACCGCGCCACAUUUGAAAAGUGUGGGGUGGGGGGGGGAAGGGAGCAUUUACUUAAAGGUGAGGUGUUUAUCGUAUACAAGAGGAUGACGCACUAGCUGAUUGAUGCACGGCGUCUCAUCGAGUUGAGGCCACCGUUUGAACAUUUUACCACAUGGUGAAAGUACAGACAAAUGAGUCAAAUGUCACGAGUGCAGUAAAUGUUUUAUUACAUAUUAAAAAAGACAAAGCUGCUUUUAUUUCUUAUUUCCAAAACAAAACCAACAUUUGUGAGCACAUUCACCUGUAACCGCACACCUCGAGGCAACUUGACGGCAUCAAUAAAAAGAUUACGACUGGUGACGUCGUGGUAUUUAUUUAUUUUUUGUUCCUCAGAUGGCCAAGUAACGGGAGGUAUGAAGGAGUAACGUGCAGAUGUGGCUCGAAGUACAGUAACAUGCCCACCCGUAUGCUUAAGUUACUAGUGUAAACAACUAUUCCUCCGCUUUUCUUUCCCGUCGGUGAGAUAAUCUAAGGAUGAAUUCCUUGUUUCCGAGCGGCUACUUUUUAGACUUGUGGAACGGCAGGGAUAAGAUGUGGAUUUUCUCCUGAGUCCACGACCAGUUCAGUGGAUAUAAUUGUGUCCACUCCAACCUAAAGUAGUGACCUAGAAGAUUAAUUACACCAGAACAUUGCAAGUCUAUUUGGCUGUGUUCCUUUUGCGACUUUUACAUUUGUUUUUGUUUUUUUUGUGUGUGUGGUAGCGUUUAGCAUCUUCUGCUAUUUGCUUGUCGAUCGUCUGCGGCCACAAUUGAAGACAUUUAAGAAGUCCACAGUCCACCGUGUGGGUCAGUACCAAAAGUCUGCGGAAGGCCACCACAGGAUUGAAAAGGAAGACGUCUCGAGCGGCCCCUCUCUCACGAAUCCUUCACCUUGUCCAGGGAGCUGUGAAUCUUAUCCAGCGUCUUCUUGAUGCGCAGCGCUGUCAGCCGGGCGGACGGGUUCUGGUACCAACACUCUUUCAUCAGCUUCACCAGAGAAGACAGGGUCUAAUCCAAGAAGAAGAAAAGUUGAAGUCGAGAUGAACCCAAGCGCCACGACCGAACUGAAGAAUUGCAAACCAAUUACAGUCGGUGACUACCUGUCGCACAUCUGUCGACACGCUGCAACCCUUUGUGUUUUUAUCGGGAAACAACGUUUUGAGGCUCCUCAUAUACUGUACUGUAUUAUUUUUCGAUCCCUUGUCGCAUAAGGGGUCUCUCCGUGAGUACGUACCGGAUCGGAGAACCAGCGAUUGGGAACGAAGGGCCUCUGCUGCUCCACGCACACCACCUUCCUCAUGUCCUCGAAGCUCGGGUCGUUUGGCACCUGGUCGUAGAACGGAGGCUUGUACUCUUCUACGAUACCUGUAGGGAGACGAGCUGAAGCACUAGCCCGAAGGCCCAGAUGUCCACCCGCUUGAAGGCGUCGAAGCACCCCGCCUGUAUGCUCUCGUCCAGCACCUCGGGGGCCAUGUAGCGCUUGGUGCCCACUUUGGGGUUGUUACCCACGUCCAGCAGGUUAUCAGCCUGGGAGUGCGUCACCGCCAGACCUGAAACGCGCACAGAACAUACAGCCAAAUUGGACAGCAAGGAGAGAAGCGCACCAGGGGAGCAGACCACUUGAUGGACACGAGGUGAAAGGCCGACAUAGUUGUGAUACAAAGUUAAGUUUCAACUACACAAAGCGGUUUGGUAAGCAAUAUCUUUGCGUUUCCAUUGUCGAUUGGGUACUAACAUGUAGUAGAAUUAUCUGAAGAGGUUGUUUUUGGUCGACAGAAUUGUAAAUAAGUCUAUAAGGUGGGAAGGGGAAGCAUGCGACUUUUAAAAUGAAAUAUCUAAAAAUAUAUAUCCAGCUGUGUGUCCACCGAGCAGUACAAUUUCAGUUGAAUUUGGUAUAGUAUACAUUUUUCUGUUUCUCUAUAACUCGUGUCCCAAAAGGUCCGACGUGUACUGUCUUACUUUAGACACGCCGUAGGAAUUGAAUUCAAGGCAAGCUUUGAAAAUGUUUCCACUAAGCAGUACGCUUUGGUCCCGUUUGGGCCACAAACUUUGGUGUUUCCAUUGAAAACGGUCCUGAAAUGUCUGACCAGCCAAACUUUCAGUUUUGUUUUGUUUUUUCAAAAUACCAGUUGCGUUCCAGCAGGCAGACCGUACCGUAGCCAACCAAACCGCACAAUACCCUUCGAUGGGAAAGCGAUUUUCUCUGUGCCCGCUCACCCAGGUCGGCGAUGCAGCAGCGCAGCUCCUUGGUCACCAGGAUGUUCUUGCUCUUCAGGUCGCGGUGCGCGAUGGCCGGCUUGCCCUCGGUGCCCAAGAUCUCGGUGUGCAGGUGCACCAGGCCGCUGGCCGCCGACGCCGCCAUGCCCAGGCCCUCGCACGUCUCCACGGCGACGCGCUGAAGGUAGUCGUACAGAGAGCCGUUCUCGUGGUAGUGUGUGAUCAGCCACAGCUGCGUGCUGGAGUUGCGCGACGUCAUGUCGGAUGCCAUGAAGCCUGCAACGUUGAAAAACAUCUCAUCGUCAUUCCUUGAUCAAGCUGGAGAACAGUGUUGUAGAUCUCGGUCUCUCGGAACCAGGACUUUUCGUCCCUGGAGGAGAAGAUCUUGACAGCCACGUUCUCGCCCUGCCACUGGCCUCGCCACACCUCGCCGUACCGUCCCUUGCCUGAGACAGACGCACAUCCAAGUAUUAACAGGCGGGAAAGUCAACAUCGGCAAAGGAUAUCCUUUGUGCAAAAGGCGCUAGAACAAUGGCGAAUGGAGGAAAAGAUGGAAUACCGUGUGUGCGUGGACUGAAAUCGAAAGGAAAAUACAAGCUGGAAGCAGAGGUAAAUGCGCCCCCAUUUUUCAGGGCGAAUCCUCAAAAUGAUCAAACUUUUGAGACCUUGUUCAGACUAAAGAGCUUCACAAUGGAUACCUGCUUCCAAUUCAUUUGUGUAUGUAGUUGGAGUUCACCCUGGGAUUCACCCAAAACGUCUGACUUCCUCUUCAAUUUUGUGCAUGGGUCCUUUUAGACUUUUUCGUUCGUCCUGAUACGAUAGACAUGUCCACCCAAUUUCGUGUUGAUCAAUGAAACUGGUGUUGGGGGCUAUUUAUUUAUUAAUUUAACUUUCGACGCUACUGAGUGAUUUCUGAUUACUUGUAAUCAAAUCUGGAUACUCAAAUUUCUUUUUGUCAGUGUCUAAAACCAAGUGGUCUCCGUUCGUGCUUGCAUUUUGAGUCCAUGUGGUGCUGUCCCAACUCACCUACACACUCCAUCAGACUAAUCUGCCUGGCAACAGUCCUCUGAACAAGGAAAGGAAGGCCCGACCCACUUCCUGAUGUGCACGAAUGGUCCAGGAGGUCCUUGAAAGCCAAGACAGACCCGUUUAGUCAGAGGUGUACAGCUUAUUAGUUUGUGGCAACUUCCCGUUGUUCUUACGGCUAAAGUGCUGUCCCCCACGUUGGAGGUGAUGAGUCCGUCCACGGCGCCCUGCUCUGUGUCGAACUCCUGCAGCCUGCGCAGGCGUCCGCGGUGGAGCCUCCUGCAGGCCAGCGCCGACGCCGCCGACAGCAACGCCAGCGCCGCCGUCGGGCCCAGCG
Messenger RNA from Phycodurus eques (leafy seadragon), 5480 nucleotides. It is a transcript of the gene d2hgdh, whose product is annotated as D-2-hydroxyglutarate dehydrogenase. Gene Ontology annotation, molecular function: FAD binding; catalytic activity. The transcript has 15 exons. The coding region runs from base 175 to 1737 and encodes 520 amino acids. Gene Ontology annotation, cellular component: mitochondrion. The record is from RefSeq and is a predicted model, not a curated record. NCBI's taxonomy places the organism in Eukaryota, Metazoa, Chordata, Actinopteri, Syngnathiformes, Syngnathidae.